Messenger RNA from Rosa chinensis, 1547 nucleotides. Its product is annotated as ubiquitin-like-specific protease 1D. Gene Ontology annotation, molecular function: cysteine-type peptidase activity. The record is from RefSeq and is a predicted model, not a curated record. Lineage: Eukaryota; Viridiplantae; Streptophyta; Magnoliopsida; Rosales; Rosaceae. The transcript has 12 exons. Gene Ontology annotation, biological process: proteolysis. The coding region runs from base 44 to 1264 and encodes 406 amino acids.
UCUCCAAAUUCGGUCCAACAAACUCUCGAGUCUCGACCGAACAAUGGGAAGUGGUGCGAACACCGACGACAGGAGAUACUUCAAGCAUGUUAUCCCAUUACCGAAGACCAGAGCUACUCCAAGCAUCUUCGAUUUCGAGCCGGAGGAAUCCAGUGAGUUGGAGAGGCCCAAUCAAGCUACAAUCUCUGGGAACACAGGUGUUCCCAAGGGAUUAAGAAAGGAUGGUAGACCACCUCUGGUGAAGCUAACAGCAGCUAGACUUUUUCGUCCACCAAUGGUCAAAUUUGAAUCAUUUGAUGACAAUCAGACAGAUUGUAUAAUGGGCAAUGCAUUUGGUAGAGAAUCCUUGGGUCUGGGCAAUACACAAAACAAAGGAGAAUUCUUGCAAAAGGGGGCACAAAAAGGUCUACACUCAUCAAGACAGUUGCCUUCUCAAAGCCCUGCGUCUUCCACUUACUCAGAUCCUCACAUUUGGGAAAAUAUGGAAAGCUUCUCUGCCAAAACCAUGAAAGAGUCUAUCUACUAUCCAUCAAGGGAUGAUCCAGAUUCCGUUGAAAUUUGUUAUAAACACAUCAAGUGCCUUGAUCCUCAAACACCCUUGACAUCACCUGUUAUGAAUUUUUACAUACGAUAUCUACAUCAACAAGCAUCUUCCAGUAGGGCAACAUUUCAUUUCUUUAAUACCUUCUUUUACAACAAGCUCAGAAAUGUUGUAUCAGAACAGAAGAACAACAAGAAAAACCCUUUUGACAAGCUUAGAAGGUGGUGGAAAGGUGUUCAUUUAUUACAGAAGGCAUACAUACUUAUUCCUGUAAAUGACAUGUUUCAUUGGAGUCUAGUCAUUAUCUGUAUCCCUGACAAGGAAGAAUCACAACCAAUUGUUCUUCAUUUAGAUUCGUCAGGACUCCACUGUAGCAGAUCAAUUUUUCAAAAUAUUACAAGCUUUUUGAAAGAAGAGUGCUGCUAUUUGGAUCAUGAAGCUGGUCUUUCAGAUCUUCCAAUUUCAGGCUAUUGGAAAUACCUUUGUGACCAUAUUGAGGAGAAAGUUCUCGAGGUCCCACAACAGAAAAAUCACUAUGAUUGCGGUCUCUUUGUACUUCUCUUUAUGGAGCGCUUCAUUGAAGAGGCCCCUGAAAGGCUGCAGAAGAAAGAUUUAGCAGUGUUUGGUCGGCAUUGGUUCAAACCUGAAGAGGCUUCGAUUCUGAGAAGUAAAAUCCGGAAGUUACUCAUGGAGAAAUUUCGAAAUGAAUCUUCUAAAAAAUGAAUCGACACCUGGGAGCCUUUCUGAAUAUACAUAGUUGGUGCAUAUGAUUUGCUCCUAAUUUCUUUUGUGGGUAUAUCUGUAUAAAUGACUUUUUGGAGUUUCCAAUUUCACAAAAAGAGAGUGAAUACCAUUGCCCUGGACAAGGCUUAGAUCUAAGUCAUUUACUACGUCACUGAUCAUUUACUUGAAGAUGACAUUCAACUAUGUAGUACAAAACAGAACUAGUGAUGGACUUCUAGGUAUUGUAUGGUGUACAUUGUACCGGUUAAGCUUGUAAGAGUGU